GCCCGGAGGUCGAAAGCCGGAAACAGCGAGCAUGUGUCCUCUGGAGUUGUGUGUAUCUCCAAGCUAAUGUGAACUGUUCAGCUAUACUUCACAAUGAACAGAUAUAGGAGAAUAUCCUGUAGUGACUGGAAAUCCGGUUUGAACGUCGUCUUAUCUCGGGUCAAACCGUGGACAAACUGCUGCCGGUGUCCGGAGGCAGCACCGCCCCUCAGCCGGAGCCAGGCCACGGCCACUCCAGGCUUCGACACGGGAGAGAAGCCCCGGCUAAGGGCGGUCGACCUGGCGCGGAAGGUCCAGCAGGAGUUGAGGAAGCCACAGGCGUCAGAGCCUCCGCUAUCUGGCCAGCAGAAGAGGGUGAUGGAGCUGAAACGGUUCAGUCUGCAGCUACAACAUGUUCAUCCUAACGUGCUGGCCAAACACCUGCACAGAGCCGUGCUGUACCAGGACAAAGAUGUAGUUGUCAUCAACAAACCUUAUGGUGUUCCUGUCAGAGAUGACUGUGGGGCGACAUCGAUCUCCUCUGUGCUUCAUGUUCUCUCCAAAAUGAUGGAUGGGAUGAAGGUCAAGUCUGAUUCUCAGCUGCUCCCUUGUCUGAGGCUGGAGAAGGAAACAACAGGAGCUCUCCUGCUGGCCAGGAGUGAAGAAGUAUUCGAGCACAUACUCAACCUUCACAGAAAUAACCAAGUGCAGAGAAAGUACUGGGUCAUCACAGUUGGUGUACCUGUUCCAUCUGAAGGAGUGAUUGACAUCCCCAUCAUAGAGAGAGAGGUCACAGGCUCUCGACCACACUACAAGAUGGCUCUAAGUCCUCUUUUCAAAAUGAAUGAUGCAGGCGAUGGUGUGACCAAAGUCCGCGCCCAUAGGCAAGCUCACUCUGCAGUGACCAAGUACAGAGUCUUGGACAGCAGCAGUGGUUGCAGCCUCGUGGAGCUCCAGCCUUUUACUGAAGUGAAGCACCAGAUGAGGGUUCACAUGGCACUUGCUCUGACAUGCCCCAUUCUUGGUGACCACAAAUAUUCCCACUGGAGCAAACUGGCACCCCAGAAAUUACCAGACCAUGUGCUGGGAAAGCUUGGACUGGAACAGAGCAAGAGCCGGUAUCUUCCUCUACAUGUGCUCGCUCGACAGCUGACGCUGCCAGGUACCAAUGGAGCUGACGUCAACGUGUCCUGUCCCCUGCCUAAAUACUUCACACAAACGUUGAAUCGACUGCAUUUAACCCUUCCUGACAAAAAAGACCAUACAUAACCACCUCUUCGUUUUUUGUUAAAUUCUUAUCAAUCCAAGUGAUGUCUAAAUGUUUUGGGCAUCGGUCUGAAGGAUUUCAGACUGCAACGUGGGUGAAAAGUGUAUCAUCCUAAAUGCAAAAUUAAAUCAAGCUGGGUUAUUGUGAGGUUAUGUGAAAUUAUCAAAUGGAAAAUGACUGUACAGUGCUAAACUCAUUUUAGUAAUAAACAAAGCAGAACUGUAUUACAACUAUUUUUGUCAAUGUAGUUAAUCCAAAUAGACGAUAACUAGACAAUGGAUGCUGUUGGUGUAACAAGUUUGUUUUUUUUGUUUUUUAAAGGCCAGCAACUAAUCCUUCUUUCAAAUAUCAGUUGCAUUUCUACAGACAACACUGCACUUAAUACUUUCAUUUUUUGAAUUGCUUGUCAUGACUUUUGAGACAAGGAUUAAUACUGUUAGCUAAACAAAGACUUUUCCAUCUGCAUGUCCUGUUUAAUAACCUACUAUACAUACAGGAAUAAGUUGGCAAAAAUCCUUGAUGGUGUUUAAAUCACUAGCUUUGACCUGAGAAAAAAAAAGUUUCCAAUCUCCUGAAUGACCACAAUAUAGCACUUUGACCUUGUGAAUAUCUGAGGUUCGACUCACUUAAUGAUCCACAAGCAUAAAUAAUGACGUCAUUUUUGAAAACAGGCACAAGUUCUUCAGUUUUGAAUGUAUCAAUUAUGUGAUCCAAAAUGCAGUCAGUAUACAAAACAAUUGUGAGAAGAAGUCCCUGUAAUUGUCCAUUAAGACGUCAUGUAUCAUAGUGGGACUUUGAAGAGACGUAAUAUGUGUUAAAUGCUCUGUGAGGUUAAGUACUGAAGGGUUAUAUCCUCAAAUUGAUACUUUUAUAGGAAAAUGUACCACAUCUGCUGAGUCGAGAGGGCAGGAGGUCAAUCAAAGUCCAGCAGCGGUAAGACUAAAGCCUCCCUUACUUGCCAGUUUAAAAGGUUACAGAGGCAAUGGCUUA
This is a messenger RNA of Sander lucioperca (pikeperch), 2236 nucleotides long. RefSeq names its product mitochondrial RNA pseudouridine synthase rpusd4-like. Lineage: Eukaryota; Metazoa; Chordata; Actinopteri; Perciformes; Percidae. Gene Ontology annotation, biological process: pseudouridine synthesis. The record is from RefSeq and is a predicted model, not a curated record. Bases 94 to 1248 code for a protein of 384 amino acids. Gene Ontology annotation, molecular function: RNA binding; pseudouridine synthase activity. The transcript is spliced from 6 exons.